AUGGCGAGCGGAAUCCCUCGCCCGCUGUCGGAGCUCUCACCGACAGAGAUGAGAAGAAACUCACCCAGCUGGCAUAGACAAUCGAACGGUUCUCCAAAGAAAUCUCCAGGAAACCCCGAUUCUUCGCCUUUCCAAUCUUCACCUUCAGAAGUCACCUCUCCACGUCUGUUUUGGCAGAACCGCAACACAGAAAACAUCUUCGGUCCUGGAUCACCAUCAUCACACCGCCGCUCUUCCAUCGAGCGUCUCCAGAAGGCCUCCCGGGUCAAGAACAGCAACAUUCUAGCACUCGAGCAAAAGCAGGAAUAUGACCCUACUCGACUUCCUCAGAUCGAAAGACCGCUUGCUAAGGUCCAAGCAAACUCGUUCCAUGGAUCGACUGCGUCAUUCCGCUCAUCGACCACUGACCGCCCCAACUUUGGUCACUCCCGUACUGAAAGCACAAUGACAGUUCCCACCAUCAGCCCAACCAGAUCUUCCGCCUCUCAACCCGGAGGCUCACCGAACCGUCCCCUCACCCCCAGCCGAGAUCAAGUGUCACCUACCAAGUCGUCCCUAUCCCACUCCCGGUUCAAGAACAGCUUUGAUAUGGAAACGGGUACCUGGACCUUUGGUUCUCCCGAGGAGGACGAAGAUCUUCCUAUGGGUCGCCGCCAUGCAAAGAGCGUUACUUUUGAUGCUGCCCCUCCACAGAUCAACGAGUAUGAAAUGGCAACUCCCGACCUUUCAUCUAUCGGAACCAACUCUCGCGAGGGAAGCUGCGAGUCGCUAGACUAUGAAGAAGAAGACAGUGACGUGCUUUACGAUCCUGGCCAUGUCGAUCUUGAGGGCGACAGCUUCGAUGCAUCGCUCGAGGACACAGACAAAACACCCGUCGUCGGUCCAGAUGACUGGAGAGGAGACAGCCCGAUGACGACCCGCACUGCCCCGCGGGAGUUUGAUGGCAGCCCAAUGCCCGAAACACCUCGGGCCUCAUUGAACGGUGGCCGUCCCCUGCACGUCCGCUCUGAUUCCACUGCUUCUAGCGGUGAGCACCGGCCUCUGCCACCUCUCCCCGGCUUCUUGAGUCACUCCCGUAACAACUCAGCACCAUCCUCUCCCGCUUCCCCAAGCCUGUCGGCUACCGCGGAGAGGAUGCUUGGAAACCAGAGGAACCUACCAUCCCCCCCUGCCGCCUCCUCUGCGAGCAAGCUGGAUAUCCAAAGCAUUGGUAAUGCCAAGAUGUCGCUCGAGGAACGACUAAGGCUCAUGAUGCUGUCCGAUGACAAUGACGGCAAGAGUGCGGCCGAGCAGCAGCGUGAGCGUCGCCUUCGUAGGGGUAAUGGUCGACGACUCAGCAGCCCCCUCUCGGAGCCCGAGGACUCAAUGAUGAGCUUCAACGACGCUCUUGAGGAGCAAGAUGACAUGGUUGGCGAAAUGUCCGCUCUUGAAGACUACCAGUUGCCUCCUCGUAUCUCGCGUGACUCCAUCAUGCGCAAGGUCAAUGGCAACAACAAGCCCGCCGACCAGGACAAGGACUGCAUCUUCACUUCUCCUCCCGCCUCACGAAGCCCCAGUAGAAGUCCCGAAAGGCAAAUCCCUGAUGAUCCUGACGUUCCUAUCCCUUCCACCGAAGACUCUCUCUUGUCAGAGGAUGACGAGACAGAGGAAGAGGAGGGUAGCGUUAUCAUCAGGAGAAUGCCUGACAGCGAGAUUGAGUUUUAUGAGGACUCCGAUGUCGAUUUUGAUGAGGACGAAUCCAGGCUGGAGCUUCCCGUGGAUGAUGACAGCGAGAGCCAUUACUCUUCGCAAGAGCCCACGCCACAGGAGAUCAAGCCUGAGGAGAUUGAAGCCAAAUUCCAGGAGCAGGUCUCAAAGUCUGAGCCUGAGCCUGAGGAGAUUCAAGAGGAGGUGAUUACUCCAACAACUGCUACUCCUACGCAAAAUCAGAGCAUGUCUUCGCUUCUUGAUUUCGCUUCUCAUGACAAGGAUGCCUCGUUCUCCCGAGACUUCGAGUCUUACAUGCUUCCUGAGCCUGAGAAGCCCGAGGAACCAGAGGAACCUGUCAAGGAAGACAAGGAGCCUUUGCCUGAGCCUCCCAAGAUGGCAGAUGCCCAUGCCUUCCUUCAGCGCCCUUUCACUCCUGAGCAGCCUCUCUCCAAGCCUGAGUACGAUGGUACUGGGUGGGGUGAUCCUGAAGAUGAGUACGACGACGAUUGCCCAAGCACGCCAGACUCGGUCAUUCAUCACCCAGUCCCUGCUAUUGAGGAACCUGAGCUGCCCGCCAUCCCCGAGCGAACCGCCACAAUCAAGGCGACUGGUUCAAAGCUCAAGACCCGUCUCUCUAACACACCUUCUGACAUCACUGCUAUGAGGGAAGCCCGCCGACAUGUCAGCAUGGAGGUUCCCGACGUGCCACCAAUUCCUGACAAGCAUACCAAGCGACUUUCCAAGGAUAACAGCGGACUUCUAGUUACCGGCGAUGAUUUUAUCAACCGACAUCCUAGCUUCAAGAACCGCAGCUUGACUUUGGAUCUCGAUCUAGGUCUCAGCCUCGACCAAGACUUUGAACGAGUCAUUGAGGCACAAAAGGUGGCUUACAACGACCCCUUCCUUACCCAACCUCCAACAUACAAUUCCAGCCCCAGUAGACAAGUGUCUACAACAAGAACUCAACAACACAACCAUGAAGAACUUGAUGCUAACGUAACAUUCCGUCGCCAGCGCGGUUAUCUUAUGCGACAAAACACGAAGGUUGUCACCGCCAGUGACAAGGAUACAGAAGAAUUCCGAGUUGCCAGAUCCGUCGGAAACUCUCCUAUCAAGGAGGAUAGACCGAUGUCAUGCAUCGUCGAGCCAUGGAAUGGAAAACCUCGCCAGCGAAGUGUCCGAAAGCGUACCGGUGGUAGCAUUGGACCCGUUCCUCCCUUGCCUGGUCAAGAGAGUAACGCAACAGCUGUCAGCCAGGCUCCUGUCGAUGAGGAUUUGGCUCUCGAGAUGGCUACACCGGAAAGCGGAGAGAGAGGUCGUCUUUUCGUCAAGGUCAUGGGUGUCAAGGACCUGGACCUGCCUCUUCCAAGAAGUAAGUACCGGCAUGAAAAGAUUGAAAGGACGAAUCUAACGGUAGCAGAUGAGCGUACUUGGUUCAGUCUCACCCUUGACAAUGGUGUUCACUGCGUGACAACAGCCUGGCUCGAGCUAGCACGCAACGCUCCUAUCGGUCAGGAAUUUGAGCUUGUCGUGCCCAACGACCUCGAAUUCCAGCUCACACUCAAUGUCAAGCUCGAGAAGCCCAUUGAGCGUAUUAAGCCACCACCACCUACCGUCAAGGUUCACAAGCACAAGACGUCAACCUUCAGCAGAGUGUUUGCGUCCCCCAAGAAGCGCAAGGAACUCGAACUUCGCCAACGUGAAGAAGAGGAACGAGCCGUGCAGCUGCAGAAGGAUGCCCAGGCUAAGCAGCGCAACACUCCUCCCACAGCAUAUGAGCUUCUUUCUCCUCUGGCUGCUGAGGACGGUAGCUUCGGUCGCGCUUACGUCUGCCUUCGAGAACAUGAGAGCCGAUGUUUCGGUCGUCCGUACCUUGCUGAAGUUGCCUGCUUCAACGAGUGGGCAAUCGAGGAGGCUGGCUUUGCUUCCAGUGUCAAGAGCAAACGUGGUAACACAAAUGUUGUCCGCCGUGCUCCCUACAAGGUGGGCAAGCUGGAGCUUCAGCUUCUAUUCGUCCCUCGCCCCAAGAAUGCCACGGACGAGGACAUGCCCAAGAGUAUGAACUCGUGCAUUCGCGAGCUCAAGGCUGCCGAGGAAAGAAUGUCCCGCAACUGGGAGGGACACCUGAGCCAACAAGGUGGUGAUUGCCCUUACUGGCGCCGCCGAUAUUUCAAGCUUGUUGGUACCAAGCUCACUGCUUACCAUGAGGCAACUCGCCAGCCUCGAGCUACCAUCAACCUAGCCAACGCCAAGCGCUUGAUCGACGACCGUAGGGCCUUGACAGAAAAGGAGACUACUGGCAGGGGUGGUCGACGUCGUCGCUCAGCGUUUGCGGAAGAUGAAGAGGGCUACAUGUUUGUUGAAGAAGGAUUCCGCAUUCGAUUCAACAACGGUGAGCUUAUCGACUUCUACGCAGACACUGCUGCAGAUAAGGAAGGCUGGUUGAAGGUCCUUACCGAUGUUGUCGGACGUGACAGCCCAGAAGAAGAAUCUUCAAAUCAGCGCUCAAAAGCCAAGUGGUGUCAGUUGGUUCUUCGACGAGAGGAGCAACUGCGCCGACGCGCAUCGGGUCGCCGAGUGAACUCAAGACCUAAGAGCAUGUUCCUCUAA
Messenger RNA from Fusarium coffeatum, 4299 nucleotides. RefSeq lists its product as uncharacterized. The coding region runs from base 1 to 4299 and encodes 1432 amino acids. The record is from RefSeq and is a predicted model, not a curated record. Lineage: Eukaryota; Fungi; Ascomycota; Sordariomycetes; Hypocreales; Nectriaceae. Gene Ontology annotation, molecular function: GTP binding. The transcript has 3 exons.